Messenger RNA from Telopea speciosissima, 860 nucleotides. Its product is annotated as L-ascorbate peroxidase, cytosolic-like. The transcript is spliced from 10 exons. Gene Ontology annotation, biological process: cellular response to oxidative stress; hydrogen peroxide catabolic process; response to reactive oxygen species. The record is from RefSeq and is a predicted model, not a curated record. The coding region runs from base 80 to 829 and encodes 249 amino acids. Lineage: Eukaryota; Viridiplantae; Streptophyta; Magnoliopsida; Proteales; Proteaceae. Gene Ontology annotation, molecular function: peroxidase activity; heme binding.
CAUUCGCUUUUACAUUUGAGUGCUCUGGGUUCGUUUUCUGUCUGUUCUUCUUCAAGUCUCGAAGUAGGAAAUCGACGCUAUGGGAAAGGCAUACCCAACAGUGAGUGAGGAAUACAAGAAGGCCGUUGAGAAAUGCAGGAGGAAGCUCAGAGGAGUCAUCGCUGAGAAGAACUGUGCUCCGAUUGUUGUUCGAUUGGCAUGGCACUCCGCUGGGACCUUUGAUGUUAAAACAAAGACGGGAGGUCCAUUUGGAACCAUCAAGCACGCACAGGAGCUUGCUCACGGGGCGAACAACGGUCUUGACAUUGCUGUCAGGCUUCUUGAACCUAUUGAGAAGCAGUUCCCGAUCCUCUCGUAUGCAGAUUUCGUUCAGUUGGCUGGAGUUGUUGCUGUGGAAGUGACUGGAGGACCUGAGAUUCCUUUCCAUCCCGGGAGAGAGGACAAGCCUGAGCCACCCCCAGAAGGGCGUCUGCCUGAUGCUACAAAGGGUGCGGACCAUUUGAGGGAUGUCUUUGGACACAUGGGUCUUGGCGACAAGGAGAUUGUUGCUCUUUCUGGUGCCCAUACUCUGGGAAGAUGCCACAAGGAGCGCUCUGGGUUCGAAGGACCUUGGACUGCUAACCCGCUUGUAUUUGACAACUCCUACUUCACGGAACUGAUUACUGGGGAGAAGGCAGGCCUUCUGCAGUUGCCAACAGAUAAGGUCCUUGUAGAAGAUCCAUCCUUCCGCCCCUAUGUUGAAAAAUAUGCUAAGGAUGAGGAUGCAUUCUUUGCUGACUAUACCGAAGCCCAUCUUAAUCUUUCUGAGCUUGGAUUUGCUGAUGCGUAGUCAGAGAAAGCUUCGGUUUAAUCCUGGAUUA